AUGGGUUUUCAGCCAAAUGGAGAAGAUCCAAUCUCUUCUACAGAUAAGCCAUUGAUAACCGUCACAGAGUACUCACCUCCGAGGCUAUUAUGGACAGAUGAAAUUCAGCAGAUUGUCAGUGAUUUCAGAAUUGCAGCAAGGAAUGCUAUGGAAGAAGUUGAGAUUCAUGGCUACCUAAUAGAACAGUUUUUGAAAGAUGAAGGGAAUGAUCCAACGAAGCAAUAUGGAGGAUCACUAGAAAAGCGUUGCCGAUUUGCCUUGGAGAUUGUCAACGAAAUGGGAGCGGAUAAAGUUGGAAUAAGGCAAUCUCCCAAUGCAGAUUACACGGAAGCAGUGUUAGGCCUCUGCCUUGAACAAAUUCGGAAUUCCCUACUCUACUGCCAUAUGGUGGAAUCAAGAAUGAGAGUGGUGAAUGCUCUCACUGUCUUGUCCCAAUGA
Molecule: messenger RNA, 438 nt
Organism: Hibiscus syriacus
Lineage: Eukaryota; Viridiplantae; Streptophyta; Magnoliopsida; Malvales; Malvaceae
Product: putative 12-oxophytodienoate reductase-like protein 1
Exons: 3
Coding region: 1-438 (145 amino acids)
Molecular function (GO): FMN binding; oxidoreductase activity
Source: RefSeq, a predicted model, not a curated record